Molecule: messenger RNA, 7576 nt
Organism: Heterocephalus glaber (naked mole-rat)
Lineage: Eukaryota; Metazoa; Chordata; Mammalia; Rodentia; Bathyergidae
Gene: Prdm15
Product: PR/SET domain 15
Biological process (GO): regulation of transcription by RNA polymerase II
Molecular function (GO): DNA-binding transcription factor activity, RNA polymerase II-specific; RNA polymerase II cis-regulatory region sequence-specific DNA binding; protein binding
Source: RefSeq, a predicted model, not a curated record
CUGUCAAAAAGCCAUCAGUACUGAGCCAUCAGUAGUGCUAAGGUAGCUGGACACGGACAGACACAGUGUGAACCUUGAACUCCCUUGAACUUUCCGUGUGAAUAUCCCUCAGGGCCUUGUGCAUGACAGGCAGGCUUUCUGCUACUGCACGAGCUCCACCCCAGCACAUAAAGAUGCUGGGUUUUUAUUUGCGGUGCUGAUCAAAGCCAGGGCCUCUUUUUAGGCAAGUGCUGCUCCACCCGCAGGCUCCAUCCCCAGCCUCGGCUAAGCACCUUCUGGAGUGAUGGAGCCAAACUGGAGAAUGCACUGCUGCUGUCAGACUUGUGCAGGAAACACAGGCACAGGCUUGGUGAGCAGAUCUUAGAUGGCACACCGGAAGCGCAAUGAUAAAAGCACUCAGAACUAGCCAGCCCUGGGUCCUGAAGACUUCCUUCUGGUUUUCUGACAAGUUGUAAUGUUUCUGUCCUAAGCUGGGGUGCAUUUUGCGUCAGUUUUCAUGAGACUUGAGGUCAAGGUUCAUUCUUUGGUCCAUGGGCGUCCACCUGUCCCAACCCCGUCUGCCUCCCCUGUUGAGCUGCAUCUGCCUUUGUCACAAACGAGCUGGGCACUCGGGCGGGUUGUCUGGGCUCCCCAUUCUGUCCACUCCUGCACUGGUGCCAGAGCCUAGUUCUUUCGCUCCAGCCGCCUUUUUCAGAGUUGCUUCCAUGCCUGCCACCCCAUGACCUGCGCGUAGUUGGGUCGUGGAGGACCUGCGCCUGAGCUAGGGGCUCGCGCCCCGUCACCGUCUGGCCAGGUGUCCAGGCCUCUUCCUGACACUUGCCGUGCCCUGGCUUUCUCCAUGCCCUCGCUGCAGUUGUGUGGACUCCUGGGCUCCAUCACGUGCCUGGGAGGACUGUCCCGAGUGGACUCUGCAGAGCCAGGUGGGGCCCAGGCUUCCUGUUUCCAAGAAAUUCCAGGCAGUGAUUAUGCUGCUGCUUCCUGGUCCAAGGACCACAUUUGGAGACCCAGCGGAGGGAGGCAGGUUUCCCAGGACUGAUGGUUACCAUGGCGAUGCUCACUUUUCCAUCCUUUCCUUUUGCCUGAAAUACCAUUUUUUGCAGUCCCUUGUUCGGGGACUUCUCACGGGCUGUGGGAGUCUGGGGUGACUUCUACAAAGAAUGUUGGGAGCAUUAAGGGGUGGCCUUUGUCAAAAGAGCAGAGACUUUGGAUAUACAGGUUUGUUUGUUUUUUUUUGGACAGAGUCUCCUUAUGCAGUUUAGGCUGGCCUUGAACUCACAAUGUAGUCCAGGGUGAACUCACACUGAUCCUGCUGCCUCAGCCUCCCAAGUGCUGGGAUCACAGGUGUGCACCACCAUGCCUGGCUAAGCAGACUUUGAAGAUGCACCAUCUUGCUCCUCCCUGCCCGGGUCCUUGUGCUUAGAGGACUGUUUCGGAGGCCACGCUCGGAGGACUGUCCCAGUCAGGUGUCAGAGAUGGCUGAAGAUGGCAGCGAAGAGAUCAUGUUCAUCUGGUGUGAGGACUGCAGCCAGUACCACGACUCUGAGUGUCCUGAGCUGGGGCCUGUGGUCAUGGUCAAGGACUCCUUCGUGCUGAGCAGGGCGAGAUCCUCCCUGCCAUCCAACCUGGAGAUCCGGCGCCUGGAGGAUGGGGCCGAGGGCGUGUUUGCCGUCACCCAGCUGGUCAAGCGCACACAGUUCGGCCCUUUCGAGUCCAGGAGAGUCGCCAAGUGGGAGAAGGAGUCCGCGUUUCCGCUGAAGGUUUUCCAGAAGGACGGGCACCCCGUGUGCUUCGACACCUCCAACGAGGACGACUGCAACUGGAUGAUGCUGGUGCGGCCAGCGGCCGAGCCCGAGCAGCAGAACCUCACGGCCUACCAGCACGGCAGCGACGUGUACUUCACCACCUCGCGCGACAUCCCGCCUGGCGCCGAGCUGCGUGUGUGGUACGCAGCCUUCUAUGCCAAGAAGAUGGACAAGCCCAUGCUGAAGCAGGCCUGCCCCAGCGGCCAGGCCACAGGCGCCCCAGAACCCAGCACCCCUACAGAGGCCGAGCGCGGCCCGUGGGCCUGCAAGGUGUGUGCCAGCUCCUUCCUGGAGCUACAGCUGCUCAAUGAGCACCUGCUGGCCCACUUGGAACAUGCCAAGGGCCUCCCUGCAGGCAGCCAGCAAGAGGCUGCAGCAGCGCCCGAGAAGGAGCCCAGCGCGCCCCACGGGGAGCCCCCUGCAGCUCCCGAGAGUGCCGGGGCCACCAAAGAGCAGAAGAAGAAGCCCCGACGCGGACGGAAGCCCAAAGCGUCCAAACCUGAGCAGCCUCUGGUCAUCGUGGAGGAUAAGGAGCCCACAGGGCAAGUGGCAGAGAUCAUCGCCGAGGUCCCGCCGGACCAGCCUGUGAGUGCGGCGCCCGAGGAGCGGAUCAUGGAGCUGGUGCUGGGGAAGCUGGCCACACCUGUGAGCGAUACCAGCCCGGUGCCCAAGUUCACACACCACACGAGCAGCGCGCUGGCCCUGAAGCGGGGCCUGGUCCUGGCCAGCAGGCACGGCAUCCGGCGGAAGCUGGCGCGCCAGCUGGGGGAGCACAAGCGUGUGCACCAGUGCGGCGUGUGCAGCAAGGUGUUCCAGAACAGCAGCAACCUCAGCCGCCACGUGCGCUCCCACGGUGACAAACUGUUCAAGUGUGAGGAGUGUGCGAAGCUGUUCAGCCGUAAGGAGAGCCUGAAGCAGCACGUGUCCUACAAGCACAGCAGGAACGAGGUGGACGGCGAGUACCGGCACCGCUGUGGCACCUGCGGGAAGACCUUCCGCAUGGAGAGCGCGCUGGAGUUCCACAACUGCAGGACAGAUGACAAGACGUUCCAAUGUGAGAUGUGUUUCAGAUUCUUCUCCACCAACAGCAACCUCUCCAAGCACAAGAAGAAGCACGGGGACAAGAAGUUCGCCUGUGGGGUCUGCAGCAAGAUGUUCUACCGCAAGGACGUCAUGCUUGACCACCAGCGGCGCCACCUGGAGGGAGUGCGGCGAGUGAAAAGAGAGGACCUGGAGUCCGGCAGCGAGAGCCUGGUGCGCUACAAGAAGGAGCCGUCGGGGUGCCCGGUGUGUGGCAAGGUGUUCUCCUGCCGGAGCAACAUGAACAAGCACCUGCUCACCCACGGGGACAAGAAGUACACCUGCGAGAUCUGUGGGCGCAAGUUCUUCCGUGUAGACGUGCUCAGGGACCACAUCCACGUGCACUUCAAGGACAUCGCGCUGAUGGACGACCACCAGCGGGAGGAGUUCAUCGGCAAGAUCGGCAUCUCGUCCGAGGAGAACGAGGAGAACUCAGACGAGAGCGCAGACUCGGAGCCCCACAAGUACAGCUGCAAGAGGUGUCAGCUCACCUUCGGCCGAGGGAAGGAGUACCUGAAGCACAUCAUGGAGGUGCACAAGGAGAAGGGCUAUGGCUGCAGCAUCUGCCACCGCCGCUUUGCACUCAAGGCCACCUACCACGCCCACAUGGUCAUCCACCGUGAGAACCUGCCGGACCCCAACGUGCAGAAGUACAUCCACCCCUGCGAGAUCUGUGGGCGCAUCUUCAACAGCAUCGGGAACCUGGAGCGCCACAAGCUCAUCCACACGGGUGUGAAGAGCCACGCGUGUGAGCAGUGCGGGAAGUCCUUCGCCCGCAAGGACAUGCUGAAGGAGCACAUGCGCGUGCACGACAACAUCCGAGAGUACCUGUGUGCAGAGUGUGGCAAAGGCAUGAAGACCAAGCAUGCGCUGCGCCAUCACAUGAAGCUGCACAAGGGCAUCAAGGAGUACGAGUGCAAGGAGUGCCACCGCAAGUUCGCGCAGAAGGUCAACAUGCUGAAGCACUACAAGCGGCACACGGGGAUUAAGGAUUUCAUGUGUGAGUUGUGUGGAAAGACUUUCAGCGAGAGGAACACGAUGGAGACGCACAAGCUCAUCCACACAGUGGGCAAGCAGUGGACAUGCUCCGUGUGCGACAAGAAGUAUGUGACGGAGUACAUGCUGCAGAAGCACGUGCAACUCACGCACGACAAGGUGGAGGCGCAGAGCUGCCAGCUAUGCGGGACCAAGGUGUCGACCCGCGCCUCCAUGAGCCGCCACAUGCGACGCAAGCACCCCGAGGUGCUGGCCGUGAGGAUCGAUGACCUGGACCACCUCCCCGAGACGACCACCAUCGACGCCUCGUCCAUUGGCAUCGUGCAGCCCGAGUUGAGCGUGGAGCAGGAGGAGCUGGCGGAAGGGAAGCACGUGAAAGCUGCCAAGCGCAGCCACAAGCGGAAGCAGAAGCCCGAGGAGGACGCUGGCGGGCCGGCACCCGAGGAAGCCGCCGCCUUCAGCGAAUACUCGGAGAAGGAGCCCGAGUUCCCGGGCAGCGCGGCUGACGAGACCAGCUCGGCCGUGCAGAGCAUCCAGCAGGUGGUGGUGACUCUGGGCGACCCCAGCGUGACCGCCCCGUCCAGCUCCGUCGGCCUGACCAACAUCACUGUGACGCCUAUCACCACUGCGGCCGGGACUCAGUUUACCAACCUGCAGCCAGUGGCUGUGGGGCACCUCACCACCCCUGAACGCCAGCUCCAGCUGGACAACUCCAUCCUGACCGUGACCUUCGACACCGUCAGCGGAUCCGCCAUGCUGCACAACCGGCCCAGCGAGGUCCAGAUCCACCCCCAGCCCGAGGCCUCGAGUCCGCAGUCUGUGGCACAUUUCAUCAACCUGACCACACUGGUCAACUCCAUCACGCCCCUGGGGAACCAGCUGGGCGAGCAGCACCCGCUCACGUGGCGGGCUGUGCCCCAGACGGACGUGCUGCCCCCGGCGCAGACCCCUGCACCCCCACAGCCGUCAGCACCACCCCAGGCCCCGGCGGAGCAGCCGCAGAUGUACAGCUACUGAGCCGCUGUGAUCCCUCAGGGCCCCAGGCUCUGGCUUGAUGGCUGGAUUCCAAAUCGCUGCAUCCUAGGGAGGUCGGCCAGCUUUGCAGAACCAUCUCCACACCCAGCCCGGCGCAGCAGGCCAGAGUUCGGAACCCCAUCCCAUCCCGGAUCUGUCUUAGCAGGUGGCACGGCCAACCUGGGGCCACAGCCCAGCCCAGCACAGAGCUCGGGGCCUGGACGUGGGGAGAGAAGCAGGAUCCCGAAUUGGGCGCCGCUCCGGGAGGAACACAGGGGUCUCGUUGUUUCCUUUAGAGCUCAGUUCUUGCUUAGAACCCAGCUGAGUCCUCCCGGUAGCACCGCAGUGGGCAGCUCACACUGCAGCCGAAUUUUAGCACGAGCAGAUCGAAACUAAAGGAACUUCCGCUCUGUCUGGAAUAUGAGCUGGGUCCGGUUUGUAGAACACCUGCGGCCAUAGGUGAGACGCAGUGUGAGAAUGCGACACACAUGGGCCAGGGUCCUGCAAGGCCACCAAGGCAGGCAGAAGAGGCGCCUUGGGGUGUUCGCCAACUGAUUCCAGUAGCUUCCCCUUCUCUUUUCACUGGAUUUCCAGCCCCUGUGUGGCCAGCGUGUUCUAAGUGUGUCUGACAUGACCGAGUCCUUUGCGCUGUGGCUCAGCGUAGCUGCUGGCCGAGCUGCGGAAGGACCGGGCCCUGGGCUCCACAGGGCCUCUCAGGUUCCCUGCCACCACAUGUAUUUACUGUGGCUGAGCUCAGCUGCAGCCCUGGACUGAAGCACAGGGAGGAAACCCGUGUUUUCUUCCCCUGUGAGCCUUAGUUCCAAAGGUCGAUGUGUUCGAAGAAAACCAGUUUCCUCUUGAGUAUGGACACGGUGGGCUCUUCCCAGGGAGAAGCCAGGGUCUUCCGAAUGCCGAAGCAGGACCGGGGAUGUAGCUCAGUGGUUCUGCCGCCUGCCUCGCAAGCACAAGGACCCGAGUUCGAUCCCCAGUACUAAAAAAAAAAAAAAACAGUGCAGAAGCAGGCGAAGGUCAGCUCAGCAGCGGAAACAUGGAAGGAGGACACGGCGGGACACGCCACCACACGUGUGUGCCAUGUGUCCCUGACACUGAGGCGGAAGGAAGUGCAGCUGGAUUAUUCUGGUCCCUCUGAUGCUAACCAGACUGAGAGGAUGCACUUGCUGUUAUGUCCUUGGUCACCUUCGUCCCCAAGCUUCCGUUACCAGUGCCAUCCUGAAGACAUGGCGAAUGAGCAGCAGAGCCGUGUGUGGUAAGGAACUUCUGUGAUCCAGCACUUGGGAGGCUGAUGCCAGAGAGUCGCCUUGAGUUCAAGGCCAGCUUGGGGCUGCAUAGUGAGAUCCUGUCUGAAAAUGCACCGGGAAGCGAGUGAGCCGGCUGCGGUACCACGAGGAGGGGUCGGAGCCACACAAAACGUGCCUGCUUCAGCGCUUCCAGCAGCAAGCUGUUGAGGACGGACCGGAACUGGUGGGCAACCCGUGCUGUUGGGCAGUGGGCCCGGCCCGCAGAGGCUGCACCAUGACAGCCUCUCCGAGUCCGCAUGUGCCUCUCCGCUCUGCGGGACUCAGUGGGCGACCUUUCCGCUUUUUAAUUUAUACUUAUUUUUAUGUUAUUUAUGUAUAUAAUUAGCUGCUUCCUGCAUUGUAGUUUCACAGCCUACUCAGGCUAGGGCUGAUGUAUUUUCCAAAAUAUCGUCUCUUCUCUCCAGACUAAGAAGUCCUGGCGGGGAUCUGGGGAUCCGAGAUGUUUCUUAGACUCCGACAGUUUCCCUUUGCUUCUGCAGAAACUGCAGGCAUCGACCUAGAGGAGAAGCCAGACAGGCCUGGGCUCUCGCUGAAACCUCACCCGCAUUCCCCGUUUACUCCCCUUCCCUCUGAGACACAGCCCUGCUAGGGCUCACUUUUAUUUUUUUACAGAAGUCGUUUUUGUGCCUAGAGCAAGGCCAUGUCCGAUGUUUUCGAAGAACCUAAUUGAGGUUGGGGUCCCCACGUGCUGCCUCCGUCUGCUUACACUCAGGAGAGUUGAGUUCUCCCGGGCCCCUGUGGACGCACAGGACUCCCUGGGGGAGGCAGGCAAGGUGGUCUUCUUAUAGCAGGUGCUACGAUGUGCAUAUGAGAAACUCAGUACCACUCAGCCCACCCAGCCUCGAAGUCUGCAUACAGCACUGUUCGCUGGUGGAUGGGGUGUUGCUCUCCUGACAGAAGAGGCACCUGGACAGAGGGGAGCCGGGCCACUCCUCCACCCACGCCAGUGUCCAGGGCUUGAUCCAGGCUGGAUGGAUGGAUUCCUGAAGGGGGAAUCGAUCUACUGCGUGGCCAGCAUGUGCCGCGACUCGGCCUCGGUUAUUAAUUGGUAAAUCUCGAGGUUCUCGGCCAGCCCGUGGACUGGUGUGACGCGCGGGUGUGCAGGUGGCAUGGGGCAGCUACGGGGCUCCGGCGGGCGAAGUGUUGUCUCAGGGAAAUGCUGUGUGCCAAGCACCUCCCUGUGACCCACGUGAAGCCGCCCUGGGCACUCCACGGGGAGGCAGGUCCUGUGCACCUUUCGCGGCUCCUCAGUCCCUGUCCAGAGGCUGCGGCGCCUGUGACCUCCUGUAGGGUCUCGAAGGGCAUUCAGGUGUGUUUCCUGUCACAUCGUCUGUGUAACGGUAAAUAAAAGGUGCUGUACCUUCA